CCAACGGCCGCGCUCCCGCGUCCCCCGGCACCGAGGUGGGCCGGGACGCACGCCCGGAAGCGGCCUCCUGGCCGCGGAGCCUUCUGGAAGUUGUAGUGCGGCAACAAAAGGAACCUCAUUUACCUUAGUUAAGUAUGAGCUCCAACAGAGUCCGAAUGGCUUGAGUACUUGUCGUCAAUCACCUGCAGAGGUAAAAACAGCUUUGACUUAUUGCUCAAAAGAACUUUGGAGGGGAGAAAAAAUCGUCCUGGGUAUAGUCAUAGCUUUCCCUGAAAAACUAGAAUGAAUUUCACAACAGGAAAGGAGUGAAGAGAAUAAGGAAAAGGAAGAAGCUAUUCCCCUUUUAAUGAUGGAUGAAGAGUGAAUGGAAUAUAGCUACAAGAUGAAUAAGUAGUCCAAUUUAUUUUCAGGCAUCUAUUAAAUAUCACAAUCUGAAUGAUUUUUUUCAAAUCAGUGGAUAGCGGGUUCCCAGUGCCGAUUCCGACACUGUGAAGAGGCCCUUGGCAGUGACACUGUGUGCUCAUUAUGGAGAGAAGGAAAAUGUUUAGAUCCACUUUGCAGAUUUAGACACAUGGAAAUGCAGCAAAACUGCAGCAUUUCAUGCUUCUGGGAAACUCAGCCUCUUGGUUGUGUGAAGAUCAGUUGUAUCUUUUAUCACAGCAAACCUCGAAAUAUCAAUGGAUUAUUUUUGCCACCAAGUAGCAAUAUCACACCGCAGAAAGAAACUCAGGAAGGCAUUCCACCCCCAACCCAGAGUCAGGAACCUCUGAAACCUCAGGAGAAUAUAUCACGACCCAUUCACCAUCCCUUAGUUUUAAAAACAAACUUUGAGGAAGAAGAGGAGGAAGAAGAUGAACAAAAUGAUGCUUCUAGUUUAUGGACAAAGACACCUGAAGAAAUUGAAGAAAAAAGAGCAAUAAAGGAGAUGUGUUAUAAAUCUGGUGAAUACUACAGAUUUCAUACUCCUCCAGAUAUUUUAUCAUCUAAAAGCAUAGCCUCUACAGUGGAAAAAGAGUUAGAAAAGCCUUUGGAAAAUGGAAGUGAAUUGCAGGAAGGGGACAGUCUGACAGUUCCAACAAAAUUCAGCCUAUUUGAAAGGCAAGGUGAGAUAAAAGCAUCACUGGAUAGGAAAGCAAGGACUGACACUGCUGCUUUUGAAAAUGGAGGAGGUGACUGCUACAUUCCACAGAGGAUCAUAUUUCCUGGAGUAGAUGAAAAUGAAGCUUUAACUGAAGAGAAAGAAAUCACGAUGUCGAAAUGUUCAAAUGCUAAAGAUAACAAGGACAGUCCUCAUCCAAAGCGUUCCCUAACUACCCGACUAGUACCUACAAUGCAUGUAUUAAAUGCUACUGAGAAUAUCAGUGUGAAGUGCAGAGAGGACCCUUCUUCAAUAAAUGAUGUCCAGCCAGUGAGGAAGCCUCAUUUUAAAGGCCUGAAAAAAAGAAAAUGGAUUUAUGAUGAACCAAAGAACUUUCCUGGCCCAGAAAUGCAGAGAGAUAAAUAUAUGUCAACAUCAUAUAAUGGUUCAGCCUGGCAAAAAAGAAUUCCUUUUUCAAAAACAUAUUCAAAAACUGAAAAGAUAUAUUCAGAGCCAAGAAGAAAUGGGAGGAAGUAAACCUGGAGGUUGAAAAAUGAGAAAAGAGAAAAGUGCCAGAGAUCAUCUGGUUUACAAUCAAAAUGAAAAUUCCAAGAAUGAGAUACUCAAGUAGUCCAUACUGUAUACUGGAUAGCCAAAUAUGAUAAUUGCAAAUUCUGAAAA
This is a messenger RNA of Orcinus orca (killer whale), 1759 nucleotides long. It is a transcript of the gene ZC3H11D, whose product is annotated as chromosome 11 C12orf50 homolog. The record is from RefSeq and is a predicted model, not a curated record. Lineage: Eukaryota; Metazoa; Chordata; Mammalia; Artiodactyla; Delphinidae. The transcript is spliced from 15 exons. Bases 572 to 1615 code for a protein of 347 amino acids.